GAGCUGGGCCGAGCUGAGCGCUGGCGCUGCCCGCGGGGGGACCGGAGGCCGAGCCCAAGCUGCGGCCGCCACUGCCGCCGCCGCCGCCGCCACCAUGCGCUGGGUCCGCGCUCUGCUGAAGAAUGCGUCGCUGGCAGGGGCGCCCAAGUACAUCGAACACUUCAGCAAGUUCUCCCCGUCCCCGCUGUCCAUAAAGCAGUUUCUGGACUUUGGGUCCAGCAAUGCCUGUGAGAAAACCUCAUUCACCUUCCUCAGGCAGGAGCUGCCUGUGCGCCUGGCCAACAUCAUGAAAGAGAUCAACCUGCUUCCUGACCGAGUGCUGAGCACACCCUCGGUGCGGCUGGUCCAGAGCUGGUAUGUCCAAAGCCUCCUGGACAUCAUGGUGUUCCUAGAUAAGGACCCGGAGGACCAUCGUACACUGAGCCAGUUCACGGACGCCCUGGUCACCAUCCGGAACCGCCACAACGACGUGGUGCCCACCAUGGCACAGGGUGUGCUGGAGUACAAGGACACGUACGGCGAUGACCCGGUCUCCAACCAGAAUAUCCAGUACUUUCUGGAUCGCUUCUACCUCAGCCGCAUCUCCAUCCGCAUGCUCAUCAACCAGCACAGGGAACCCCACCAACAGCUCCCUGCCUUCUUGCCCGCAGCCCUGAUUUUUGAUGGCAGCACCAACCCAGCCCACCCCAAACACAUUGGCAGCAUCGACCCAAACUGCAAUGUCUCCGAGGUGGUAAAGGAUGCCUACGAUAUGGCCAAGCUCCUGUGUGACAAGUAUUACAUGGCCUCGCCUGACUUGGAGAUCCAGGAGAUCAACACAGCGUCCAACUCUGAACAGCCAAUUCACAUGGUCUAUGUCCCAUCUCACCUCUACCACAUGCUUUUUGAACUCUUCAAGAAUGCCAUGCGUGCCACUGUGGAAAGCCACGAGUCCAGCCUUGUCCUCCCACCUAUCAAGGUCAUGGUGGCCUUGGGUGAGGAAGAUCUGUCCAUCAAAAUGAGUGACCGAGGUGGGGGAGUCCCCCUGCGGAAGAUUGAGCGACUCUUUAGCUACAUGUACUCCACGGCACCCACCCCCCAGCCCGGCACCGGAGGGACCCCACUGGCUGGCUUCGGGUACGGGCUCCCCAUCUCCCGCCUCUAUGCCAAGUACUUCCAGGGAGACCUGCAGCUCUUCUCCAUGGAGGGCUUUGGGACCGACGCGGUCAUCUAUCUCAAGGCCCUGUCCACGGACUCAGUGGAACGCCUGCCCGUCUACAACAAGUCAGCCUGGCGCCACUACCAGACCAUCCAGGAGGCCGGCGACUGGUGUGUGCCCAGCACAGAGCCGAAGAACACGUCCACGUACCGGGUCAGCUAAGGGCUGCCCUGCUCCCCUGCACCUGAGAGGACGGACUGUUGUCUCUGGGAUUGGCCACCACGGUGACCCUCCUUUCCCCCCACCAGGUGGGGGGAGGGCUCUCCCUAAUGACCAGCUUCUGUCUCUGUGGAAGUCACUGCGGUGACCAGUCUGUGGUCUAAGUGCCAAUCUCCAUCUCCACGGAGACCCCUCGGUGGUCUCCCUGGUGUUUGGUCUCUGUGGGCGGUGCCUAAGGAUGGGGGGACGUCUCCAUCAUGAUGUGGGGGGGUGUCCUAGAGUCAUGUUUCCAUGACAGUGCUCCUUCUGAGACCAGAGCUGCCACUUUUCUUCCAGGGGUCCUGGGUCCCCCUCACUGCCGUCCACAGCCCUGGCCUUCCAAGCGGACACCCUGCUUGCCUUAUCCCCCACCCCGGCCCAUGCGGGGACUCCAGCCCUGGCCCAGGGUCAGCGCUAGCCAGGGGCCAGUGUCCCUGGGUAGAGAAAGGGGUUGCCCCCUCGGGCCCCUGUUUGGGGACGUGGUCCUGCAGCCUCUCCCUCUACCCUAGGCUUGAAGGUGAAGGUUAGGAGGGGACAGUUCUCACCCAGAGCACACCCUUAAAGUGGAGGACCUGGGGAGGACCCAGAGAUCAGCUGUUUAGCCAAACUGCUCAGAGCCCCUCAGGCGCCUCCCGAGCCCCUCCCUGGCAUGUCCUCAGCCGUACACGGCCCCUUGCCCACCCCACACAGUCCCGCCUGAGCUCCAGACCCCCGCUCCCACCGUGCCUGGACAUGCACGUGCUUGGGGUGGCUUUCUCCCUAGAAUGCUCUAUGUACAUAGUUAGUUUUGUAGCUCCGAAAAGUCCCCACCCUUCCCCUUAGCACACGGGGGUUAAAGUGGUGUGCUCCUCCCAGUGGCUGUGACGAUGACCGUGACAUCUGCAGUAAAGAGGAGAUUGA
Messenger RNA from Enhydra lutris kenyoni (northern sea otter), 2296 nucleotides. Its product is annotated as pyruvate dehydrogenase kinase 2. Gene Ontology annotation, molecular function: pyruvate dehydrogenase (acetyl-transferring) kinase activity. The record is from RefSeq and is a predicted model, not a curated record. The transcript has 11 exons. NCBI's taxonomy places the organism in Eukaryota, Metazoa, Chordata, Mammalia, Carnivora, Mustelidae. Gene Ontology annotation, biological process: regulation of glucose metabolic process; protein phosphorylation. Bases 95 to 1360 code for a protein of 421 amino acids. Gene Ontology annotation, cellular component: mitochondrion.